GCACUGGUCAAACGGCACGGUGGGAUUUCCAAAACCGGACACAAUAUAAGCCGUUUGACUGCCGCUGGUGUUUGUAAAAAAAAACCCGUGGUUCGGAAUUGGGAGCAGCUUGCUUCCAUACACACGCACUGCUCGUAACGGUGUGCACGGUUUCGGUUGGACACUCUACUGGCGUGUUAAGUGUACAGGCACACGCGGGUGAAAGAAAUCACUGGGUCCGAACGGUGGCGGAAACCGAUCUCGUUAAAGCAAAAUAAAGUGUAGCAUAAUUGUGAUGCUGCGUGUGUGUGUGUGCGCGCGUCUCGGUGACUUUUUUUUAAGUGUUGGAAGAAAAAAUAUUAAAUAAAUAACGGUUCCGUUUGGGGCUUUUUGGGUAGAAUUGCCUUUUUUUGGUGCUCUCUCUCUUUCUCUCCCUUGCUGCCAUUGCCUUCUUUGGAGCAUUCUAUCCUUGUUUUACGUUCGGUGAAUGUGCGGCGUUCUCACUCAACCAACAACAGCCUGUGAUUUAUCCCCCGCGGUCCACUGUACCGUCGAGCGUGUGCGUGCGUGUGCGUGUGUGUGUGUGUGGAUUAAUGUGCCGUUUCCGUGAAUUAUCGUGCGAAGUGUGUGGCGCGUCCGGGUUUUCACCGCAGCAAGACAGUUCCUCGAUCGAUUUCGGUUGCGAAACUGCAAUGGCGCAUUGGUGAGUGUGGUUGUGCUGCCGUUCUCCCUCUCUCGCCAAACCAGCAAAACCCACCAAUACCACAGCCCGCCGCGGGUUUUUAUUAUUUGCAACUCCGUCCAAACAAAACUUCUGUGUGCUGUGGCGUUCUUGUGCGCCCUCGGUCGGUAACGCAACGGCCUAAUCCGCUCAGGCGACGGUGAAGCCGGCGGUGAAGUGGAGCCGCAAGACCACCCUAUCAACCGAACGAAACCCGCAAAGGGCCAAUCAACCCGACCAAAAACAGCAACCAACCAUUCAACCACACAUAGCGAUAAUAGGGGCCCUGCCGGAGCAUUCCAAUGCAGAGCUGUGUAGCGUAAGCGUAUAAGCCGGUUGUGGAAGGGGCUAAGAAAAGCAAUAGGACGAGAAGGGUCGAGAAGGCACCCCGGACGGGUGUAGCAACGCGGGCAAAAAAGCUAAUUAGCGCUAAGGAAAGCUGGAUGUCCACCUGGAACUGAAUGGCCACGAACUUUCACUGGGAAGUAGGUGUGCGAAUAUAGCAACAAAAACACCAACCCGAACGCACACAUGUACAAGCGUGACUUUAUCAUUACCAGCAGCAUUUACGCCUACACCGGUAAUGGCACACGGCCGAGCUUAGCCCGCACCAAGCAGCGACUCGGAUCGAUCGAUUUGCGAAAAAGCCUCUGAACGAAAUUGGUUCAAAGGGAAAAAGGCGUUCGGAAAAACGGGGUGAAGCAGCGUGUCCGAAGGUAUAGUGCGGCCCCUAAGUACCAUGUGUGCUUCGGCGUCCCCGGUGCAUACCUGAAGCAAUCGGAAGGAAAGUCUUGAGCCGAAGGGAGAAAGGAAAGCACGAACGCAUCAACCUGCGGGUGUCCUUCAACUCUACCUCAAGAAGAAGAAGAAGAAGAACAGUCCUGCCGGGUAGGCAAGUUGUGAUAAAAGCAAAGAGCUGGAGGAAGCGAGCGCGCGCACGGAAAGGAGGAAACCAAUACGGGUCGAAACGGGUUUUGCGAACGCGCGAGGAAACUACGAAUUACUGCUCUGUACCCAUCAGCGCCAAAAGGGAAGGCUACCACGGAGACUAGCAACGUGGCUGAAGGAAACGGUCAAGGUCGUUUCGUAAGACAAACGCCACCAGCCCACAAUGUUACCCACGUAUCAGCGGGUCGGGAGCGGUGCGGGCGGUGGAGCCGGUACGGCAAACGGAUCGACCGUCACGAACCCACUGCUCGGCCGGCGUUCGUUCCGGUCGCGGGAAAAGUGUCUCAUCCUGCUCGUCCUCUCCACGUUCGGGUUCGUGUGCUUCGGGGGCUUCUUCUUCCUGCCGGACAACUUUAGCGCGGACCGGGUGCUGAAAGCGUACAAACAGUUUCAGCGAGCCGGGCCGGAAAUAUUCAUACCGGCGCCACCGCCCGCCCACGGCCGUACCGGCGAGGAGGACAUCCACAAGCAGGACGAUCGCGUGAAGCUGCAGGAAAAGAUACGGAAGGAGCUGCCGGACGAUUUUCUCGAAAAACCCGACACCGGUGGUGGAGACGAUGGGGGUGGUGGUGGUGGUGGUGGUGGAGGAGGCGGUGAGGAAACCGAUGCCGGUGAGCAGCGGGCGGGUGGCGGACCGAUCGACGUACCGGACCAAGCGAACCGCUUGCCCGGCGGUGUCGGUGUUGUGGCCGGCCCGGCCAUCGAGGGCCCGGAUGGGGUAGUGCAACCGCCCCAGAAUGGGCUGGAGCAGGAGGAAGCGGAGCAGGCGGACAGGCGUCAUCAGCAGGGUGCACCACGGUUCCCGGCCGGGCUUAUCUUUAAUGCGUCCGUUGGCGAAGAUCCGGAUCGAGCUGUGCGUGAAAAACGCAACAAAGUGAAGGAGAUGAUGGUGCACGCCUGGAGCAACUACAAGCUGUACGCGUGGGGCAAGAACGAGCUUCGACCACUCUCCAAGCGUGGCCACAGCAACAGCAUCUUCGGUUCGUUCGAUCUCGGCGCCACGAUCGUGGACGGGCUCGACACGCUCUACCUGAUGGGGCUGCACAAAGAGUUCGACGAGGGGCGCGAGUGGGUCGAGCGUAAGUUUACGCUCGAGAAUGUGGACGCGGAGCUGUCGGUGUUCGAGACGAACAUUCGCUUCAUCGGCGGGUUUCUCACCUGCUACGCCUUUACCGGCGAUCGGCUGUUCCUGGAGAAGGCACGCUACGUUGCGGAUAAGCUGCUGCCCGCGUUCCAAACACCGACCGGUAUCCCGUACGCGCUCGUUAACGUACACAAUGGGGUGAGCAAAAAUUAUGGCUGGGCAAGCGGCGGCAGCAGCAUCCUGUCCGAGUUCGGCACGCUUCACAUGGAGUUUGCCUACCUGAGCGAUAUUAGCGGCGACACGGUGUACCGGGAGCGCGUGCAAACGAUACGCGCCGUGCUGAAGGACAUCGAGAAGCCGAAGGGCCUGUACCCGAACUAUCUGAACCCGAAAACGGGCAAGUGGGGCCAGCAGCACAUGUCGCUCGGUGCGCUCGGGGACAGCUUCUACGAGUAUCUGCUGAAGGCGUGGAUCCAGUCCGGGCACGAGGAUUGGGAGGCGCGCGAAAUGUAUGACGACGCGAUGCAGGCAAUCAUCAAGCACAUGGUGCGCAGCACACCGAGCGGGCUGACGUACGUGUCGGACAUGAAGUUCGACCGGCUCGAGCACAAGAUGGACCAUCUGGCAUGUUUUGCGGGUGGUCUGUUUGGGUUGGGCGGUACCUCGCUGAACAAUCAGUAUUCCCAGCAGUACAUGGAGAUUGGCGAAGGGCUGACGAACACCUGCCACGAAAGCUACAUCCGCACGUACACCCGGCUAGGGCCUGAAUCGUUCCGGUUCAACGAUGGGGUGGAGGCGAAAGCACUGAAGGCGCAGGAGAAAUACUACAUCCUGCGGCCGGAAACGUUCGAAAGCUACUUCAUCAUGUGGCGGUUGACGCACGACCAAAAGUACCGUGACUGGGGUUGGGAUGCUGUACAGGCACUCGAAAAACACUGUCGCACGCCGACCGGAUACACCGGGCUGAAGAACGUGUAUCUCACCGAACCGGUGAAGGAUGAUGUGCAGCAAAGUUUCUUCCUCGCUGAAACGCUUAAGUACCUCUAUCUGCUGUUUUCGGACGAUUCACUGCUGCCCUUGGACGACUGGGUGUUCAAUACGGAGGCACACCCGCUGCCGGUGAAGGACCGUAAUCCACUGUAUCGUCCUGCGGCCGGUUCCAGUUCGCCGUAAGCCGCGGUACUAUCGGAAGCGGAACCACGAUCGGGGCCACAGUUUCGUUUCGGAGUGCCGUUGCGCCACGAUUUAAAACACACACGACACCAACACACACACACACAGACAAAACCAAACGCAAGAUUUCUUAUCCCGUAUCUCAAUUUUACGGGGGGUGGCUUCACGUCGUAGUACCCCGCACGCGUAAGAGUUUUCCGACGAUGGAAAACGACAGCCCGACCAACGAUUUGAGCAGCAAGUUUUAGGCUUAAAACAAGACAAAGCAAUAAGCAAACGAACCGGGGGGGAGAGCGUAGAUUUGACGCAAACACACCAUGGGUGGUAAGAAAAACAAGACAAUUCGAGAUACACAACAUGUUGGCUGCGGUGUCUACCGCAUUGCACACAAAUCACCUCUAUAUUCUAGCAGCAAAUCGUCUACUUUAGUUAAGCAAAUUGUUACCGUAUUGUGUCUGUUUUGAUAGCAAAUCGUUUGAGAUGCUUGCUUUUUGGUUGAUAUUAUCCCCUUUAAAUCAUUAAAUAAAAUUAAAUCCUCUAUCUGGUUCGUUCCUGGGUUCGUUCCACGUCUAGUAUGCCUGAAACGGGGGCCCAUGACCCUAGCGAGGUCGUUAAGCCAAGAAGAAGAGGAAUACAAAAAUGCCCUUUAGCAAAGUAAAACUACCGACUGUGCGUGACCGACAACAGACCCAAAUCUGACUGGGUGGACAAUCUGUUGCUAGAAUGGUGCAAUUUGGGUACAAGACUGAAGACUGUUGUUUAACGCGGACUUGCGGAUCGUUUGUUUUUUUUUUUUUUAACCAGGAUAAUGCCUGUAUUGCGCCUACAGUUUUACGUGCCAAUAAAGUGUUUGUGUGUGUGUGUGUGGGAGAGAGAGAGAAACAGAUAGAUAAGGAUGAGAUAGGGAGCACCGGGGUAGGCCCUCGCGAUGUGCCGCCGACAUAGGAGCGAUAGCAACGCACACAGACACACAUACACACGUUUCGACAGGAGGAUCCCGUUUAUCAUAUCCCGAAAGUAAGAGUUAGUAGCAAAAAUAAGACGACCACAAACCGUGUGUGUGUAUGGCAUCGCUCCCCAGAGAGAGAGAGAGAGGCCUAGAGACGAAUGUUGAUUGAUUAAUUUUAAAUAGUUUUGGUUUUCUUUUUUUUAACACUGUGUUGAUAUUUAUGUGUGUCUCUGUGAAACAUCCCCCCCCCCCCCCCCCCCCCCCACCUGCACGGUUGCUGAACCAUCAUUGUGAUUCUCUGCGUCGGUUAGAGGAAGAAACACGCGGACACAAAGCAGGAAGAAAUCUACUUGCACGCGUCGGCUCUGCACGCUAGCGAGGUUGCACCGCGGCAGGUUUAUAAAUAUAUAUAUAUGAAUAUAUAGCAAAUACGAUUAAACUUAUCGAAAAAAGAAAUGGCAACCAAUUAUAAGCUAGACAAUUUUGUGCACCUCGAUACACUAUACUUACACUAGGUAGCGUAGCGUGUGUGUGUGUGUGUGAAAAAGCGUGUUUAGGGUAUAUUUUUGGGGCACCAGCUCACACAUCUGCAGCGCACACACCUUCCAAUUCCAACUCCUUUGAUAUUGUGGUGGGUGUGUGUUGGUGUUCGGUUGGAAAUAGUGAUGUG
This is a messenger RNA of Anopheles stephensi (Asian malaria mosquito), 5524 nucleotides long. It is a transcript of the gene alpha-Man-Ia, whose product is annotated as mannosyl-oligosaccharide alpha-1,2-mannosidase IA. The transcript has 6 exons. NCBI's taxonomy places the organism in Eukaryota, Metazoa, Arthropoda, Insecta, Diptera, Culicidae. Gene Ontology annotation, cellular component: Golgi membrane; endoplasmic reticulum. The record is from RefSeq and is a predicted model, not a curated record. Gene Ontology annotation, biological process: carbohydrate metabolic process; N-glycan processing. Gene Ontology annotation, molecular function: calcium ion binding; mannosyl-oligosaccharide 1,2-alpha-mannosidase activity. Bases 1812 to 3905 code for a protein of 697 amino acids.